Molecule: messenger RNA, 693 nt
Organism: Fraxinus pennsylvanica
Lineage: Eukaryota; Viridiplantae; Streptophyta; Magnoliopsida; Lamiales; Oleaceae
Source: the annotation of a GenBank genome assembly
AUGGCAUUCGAUCAAUACUUUUCGCAGAAAUGGAGUUCCAUUCCCACUGCAGAAUAUGACUCUGAAAAGAUUUCAGCCGGCUUCGAUUGUAAUAUAUGUUUAGACUAUGCCCAUGAUCCAGUAGUUACCCUCUGUGGCCAUCUCUACUGUUGGCCCUGCAUUUACAAGUGGUUACACUUCCAGAGUGUAUCCCUUGCUUCAGAUGAGCUCCCGCAAUGCCCAGUUUGCAAGGCCAAAGUAUCUGAGAAAACAAUAAUUCCUCUUUAUGGUGGGGGGAAAUCUCUGUCUGAAGUCGAACAUGAGGGCAAGAUUAUCCCUCCUAGGCCACUUGCCCGUGGUAUACAACGUCCUGCGUAUUUGUCCAAUAUUAAUCAGCAUCUCACAUCACGUAAUCCUUAUCAAAACCCACAAGAUCUCCCCAAUCGUUAUGCCAGAUACGAGGAAGAUUCUUCAUCUACAUUGUUUAACAGUGCGGCAAUGGGAGUUUCUCCGAUGAUAGGAAUGUACGGGGAGAUGGUUUACGCAAGGGUAUUUGGUAAUUCGCAAAGCUUGUAUACGUAUCCUAACUCGUACCAUUUAGUAGGAAGGAGUACCUCAAGAUUGAGAAGAAAGGAGUUGGAGGCUGAUAAGUCUCUGUAUAGAAUUUCGAUUUUCCUAUUCUGUUGUUUUCUUUUGUGCCUUCUCCUAUUCUAG